UCGAUUCAAUUAUACUUUGAUUUCUUUGUGCUUAGUGAUAAGAAUGCUGCUAACUCCCUCAAACCAACCCUUACUGCAAAGCAAUGCGGAGGAGACCCUGAAUCUGCUCGAGAGAUGCUCAAGCAUGAAAGAACUAAAGCAGAUUCAUGCCCGCGUUUUGAAACAUGGAAGCUAUACGCCCCAGAUUACAGUAAGCAAGCUCUUAGAUUCAUGCACAUCUUCAGAAUUUGGGGACUUAUCUUAUGCUCGAAUGAUUUUUGACGGAAUAAAAUCCCCUAACAUUAUCAUGUGGAACACCAUGAUCAGAGCAUACUCAAACAGUAAUUUCCCAGAAGCAUCCCUGCUUUUCUACCAACAGAUGCUCCAUCAUCCGGUCACGUACAAUGCCUACACUUUCCCUUUCCUUCUCAAAGCAUGUUCUGCUCUCUCAGCUUUUGAAGAAACCAAACAAAUUCAUGCUCACGUAAUCAAAAGGGGCUUUGGUUCAGAGGUCCAUGCCACAAACUCCCUCCUUCAUGUUUAUGGAAAUUCCGGCAGCAUUGAGUAUGCACGCCGCCUGUUUGAUCGGCUUCCCCAACGAGAUAUUGUUUCUUGGAAUAUAAUGAUUGAUGGGUACAUCAAACUUGGAAGCAUAGACAUGGCUAACGAGAUUUUCCAAGCCAUGCCAGCGAAGAAUGUUAUUUCAUGGACAACCAUGAUUAAUGGGUUUGUUAAGGUGGGACUGAACAAGGAAGCUCUGUCUCUUUUUCAAGAAAUGAUGAUUGCCGGGUUCAAACCUGAUAGUGUAACUCUGAGUUGUUCUCUUUCAGCAUGUGCAGGUCUGGGAGCAUUGGACCAAGCUAUAUGGAUUCACGCCUACAUUCAUAAAAAUGGAAUAAAAGAAGAUUCAAUUUUGGGCUGUGCACUUGUGGAUGUGUAUGUCAAGUGUGGUGAAAUGGAAAAGGCCAAAGAAGUGUUUAAGAAAUUGGAGAAGAAAUGUGUGUGCGCCUGGACAGCUUUAAUCGGCGGCUUUGCCGUCCACGGAAGGGGAAGAGAAGCACUUGAAUGGUUUAAUCAGAUGCAGAAAACUGGAAUCAAGCCAACUUCAAUUACUUUCACCGCAAUUCUGACUGCAUGUAGUCAUGGAGGACUAAUUGAAGAAGGAAAGUCACUAUUUGAGAGCAUAAGUUCCGUUUAUAAGAUGAAGCCAACUAUAGAGCAUUAUGGAUGCAUGGUGGAUCUUCUGGGUCGAGCAGGGUCGUUGAAGGAAGCAAAGGAGUUUAUAGAUUCAAUGCCCAUAAAGCCAAAUGCUGCUAUAUGGGGGGCAUUGCUCAAUGCCUGCAAUAUGCACAGAAAUCUUGAGCUUGGCAAAAAGAUUGGGAAAAUCCUAAUUGAAGUGGACCCUGAUCAUGAAGGGAGAUAUAUUCAUUUGGCAAGCAUUCAUUCUGCAGCUGGCGAAUGGGACCAAGCAGUUCAAGUAAGAAGAGAGGUCAAAGAAAGAGGACUUGUGAAUCAUCAAGGAUGUAGUGCCAUCACCCUUAACGGAGCUGUGCAUGAGUUCUUUGCUGGGGGUGGAUCGUGCCAUAUCAAAGAGAUUCAUGAUAUGUGGGGCGAUAUAUAAUUGCAAACCGAAGUCGAGCUUGGAGAUCUGUAGUUCUCAAGGAGGUUCAAAUUUUCACCACUAGAUGUUACGCUGGUGAUCCACCCAAUCUUUUCAAUGUAGACAGCCAUUUUAAUCAAUUUGAGCCCUGAAAUAAAGAUGAAGUGAAGAAAUGUGAGGUCAUAUAUGUAAGGGAGGACUUCUUUGCUACGCUUUCCAUCCACUUCAUCUUCGUU
Molecule: messenger RNA, 1815 nt
Organism: Neltuma alba
Lineage: Eukaryota; Viridiplantae; Streptophyta; Magnoliopsida; Fabales; Fabaceae
Product: pentatricopeptide repeat-containing protein At5g66520-like
Exons: 2
Coding region: 44-1600 (518 amino acids)
Biological process (GO): RNA modification
Molecular function (GO): RNA binding; protein binding
Source: RefSeq, a predicted model, not a curated record